CUGGGAGGAGGACUGGACCUGGCUCCCCUCAUUCAAAACCUCUUUAGACAUCUGCCAAUGCGAAACAUGUCAACAAAGUAAUCAUUAAUGCUGUUGUAACUCACUCAAUAGUUGGUCGUGUUGUCAUAUUUCACUCUAAUAAGUUGUUAGCGUGACUUUAAUAGAAGUUGUAUGCUAAAAUAUAUCAUAAUAGUCAAGAAUAAUAAAAAAGCCUCGUCUCUUAAAUCACACUCUUUUCAAACGGAGCUCUGAAUGGGGAAAUAAGGGUUAACAGAAUCUGAUCUGGGACCAGUUGUAACGCGGCGCUGACUCCGCCCACCACAAGCAAGCGGACGCCUGACGUCCGUUACUAAGACAUCCGGUGACAGGGAGCCGAGCAGGUCAAUUUAGCGGCAAAAAAAUCCGUGCCGAGCGAAGACAAAAUCAAACUUUCUACCAUUCGUUGGACCGGAGCGGCGUCCCUUCCGGGUCUGUGCGCGGCACCGACGAACUGAACCGCGGCCAGCCGACGUCCACGCGAGUAGUUUGAGCGCGAAGUCUACCGGAAGUGAGAGUCUUGUUUUCCUCUUUCCUGCCUGGUCCGGGCGGAACCAAUGAGGCGAUAGAAGCUUGGUCACGUGAGGUGGCCGGACGCUUGUUCACUUCCGCUGAGCGCUCGUCAAUGACGUCACCAUGUCCAAACACGGCAGCCGUGGGAAAACUUUAAUCAUCGCCGAAGAUGAAGAGGAGAUGAACCCUUUUUCCUUCAAAGAGUUUCUCCGCUCGAAAGACCACAACCUGGACCAGGACCAGGACCUUGUCCUAAACCGAGACCAGGACCUUGUCCUAAACCGAGACCAGGACCUUGUCCUAAACCGAGACCAGGACCUUGUCCUAAACCGAGACCAGGAGCCCGACGAGGACCAGUCGGCGUGGGAGGUGGAAAUAGAAGAGGGUGGGCGGAGCUUUCAGUCUGACGUCAGUAGCUCCUCCCACUGCGGUGAGGACGAGGAGGAGGAGCAUGACGAGCGGGCAAGCAGGUGUGAAGGUGGCGCCCACUAUGAGGGCGAUGACGAAAUGUCCAUCUUACAACCAAACACUUCCAGCAGGGGGCGCAUUCGACAGCUGCAGCAGGAGAACCGCCUGCUGAGGAGGACCAUGGUGGACCUCCAGAGGGCGUCGCGGGCACAGCAGCAGAGGGCGGAGGUGCUGGAGGAGGAGCUACGGCGGCGGCGCCGUCGGGAGCAGCAGGAGGCCCAAGACAUGGAGACCAUGGUCCAGUCCGUGGAGCAGAACCUGGACUUGAUGACGAAACGAGCGCUGAGAGCCGAGGGCAGCGUGUCCACGAUGAGGGCGGAGCUAGAGCUGCUGCAGGCCCAGGUCAAACGUCUGCGCUCGGAAAACGACGGCCUCAAGUCAGCCGAGUCCGACGUCGUCACGGCGAUGAAGCGCAACGCUCAAGUCGCCUCCGACUACCUGGACAAGACAGCAAGCCACGCCCACUCCUCAGUCUGUCAGCUGCUGGAGGGGGCGGAGUCUCUGCGCCUGGUCUCUCAGCUGCUGCGCUCCAUGGAUAAAGUGUGGGGCGUGACGUCAGAGUCGUGAGGCCACAAUAAAUCCUUUUUUGCUCUCA
Molecule: messenger RNA, 1612 nt
Organism: Entelurus aequoreus (snake pipefish)
Lineage: Eukaryota; Metazoa; Chordata; Actinopteri; Syngnathiformes; Syngnathidae
Gene: entr1
Product: endosome associated trafficking regulator 1
Exons: 9
Coding region: 673-1584 (303 amino acids)
Biological process (GO): positive regulation of protein localization to cilium; regulation of cytokinesis; positive regulation of cilium assembly
Cellular component (GO): centrosome; early endosome; ciliary basal body
Source: RefSeq, a predicted model, not a curated record